AUGUCUUCCUUGGGUGUUAAUCCGAAUCUGCCGCUAGCAGGCAUCAAGGUCGUCGAGUUCUCAGGGUUGGCGCCUGGACCGUUUGUGGGAAUGGUGCUGGCCGACUUUGGAGCUGACGUGAUCCGAAUCGACAAGACAAACCAAGGGCUGAACCCAGACAGUCUGUGUCGUGGCAAGCGUUCGUUUGCCGUCUCGCCGAAGAGUGCCGACGGGCAUGCGCUGAUCACCAAGCUCGUGCAAGCAGCUGACAUUGUCAUCGACCCUUUCCGACCGGGUGUGCUCGAGAGACUCGGGUUGGGACCGCAAGACUUCGAAAAGGAGAUCAAUAAGGGCCUCAUCUUUGCGCGCCUGACAGGGUUUCAGCGAACCGGACCUUACGCCAACAUGGCGGGACACGACAUCAACUACAUUGCUCUGAGCGGCGUGCUUUCCAUGCUGGGACAAGCGGGAGGAAAGCCGCAACCUCCUUCCAACUUGCUGGGUGACUUUGCGGGAGGAUCGAUGAUCUGCCUGCUGGGCAUCUUGCUGGCGUUGGUGGAGCGAGCACGUUCGUCGCAGGGACAGAUUGUCGAGGCAGACAUGGUGACGGGAGCGCGAUACGUGUCGUCGUUCGUGCUGCUGUCGAGCUACUUGUCACAUCCGAGUUGGGGUGCGAUCCACAGCGACGGGACCGACGAGACGCGGGGUCGCAACACACUCGAUGGUGGAGCGCCAUGGUACGGUGUGUAUGCUUGCAAGGACGGCGGAUACAUGAGUGUGGGCGCGAUCGAGCCUCAAUUCUACCAGGAAUUGCUCGCCAUCCUGCGCAAGGUGCUUCCAGAGGCACCUCAAGGCACACAGCAUCCAUCGGCCAGCACGCAGCAUGACCGAGAUACGUGGCCGGAAUUGCAGCGCUACUUUAGCGCAUGCUUUGCACAGCGCCCUCGAUCCGACUGGGAACGACACUUCAUUCGCACCGAUGCUUGCACGGUGCCUGUGUUUACUCGAGAUGAAGCCGCCCUCUCCGCAGUUCUGCCGGCAGCCUCGGCGGAAAACGUAUCGGACGGGGACCCAGUGGUUCCAUUCCCAGCGCCGCGACUGACACGCACGCCAGCCAAACCUCCAUCGGGGAGCGCAGGCGGAGAAUGGGAAAAUGAAAGCGCCGAAAUGCUGCUCACACCCGGUGAGCAUACUGACGAUAUUUUGUUGGAGUUGGGAGUCGACGACGCCAACAAGCGCAUCGAGCUGUACCGUAGCGAUGCGGUGGAUGGUCCUGAUCGUCCAGAGGGCCUCACGAAGGCUAAACUCUAA
Sporisorium graminicola is the source of this 1290-nucleotide messenger RNA. RefSeq lists its product as uncharacterized. The record is from RefSeq and is a predicted model, not a curated record. The transcript has 2 exons. NCBI's taxonomy places the organism in Eukaryota, Fungi, Basidiomycota, Ustilaginomycetes, Ustilaginales, Ustilaginaceae. Gene Ontology annotation, molecular function: catalytic activity. Bases 1 to 1290 code for a protein of 429 amino acids.